UGAUGAAAUACCACUUAAUGACAUUACUACUUUCGAAUAAUCUUUACGUCAAUUAUAUAUGAGAUUAUAAUUUUGUAUAUGUAUAAGAAAAUUUAUUUUAUAAAUAAAUUUUAUGAAAUGAAUUAAAUUUUAACUUAUUUUAUUUAGGUAUGUCAAAAAAGAAUUGAGAAGUAUUUUCUUGGGUUGGUGACAACUGAGAAGACGAAGGCAUGGGAGCAUUGUUUGAAUAUAAAUAGUAAAUAGAUCUGAGUUGUGAAGUAUAUCCAAAAAAAGAAGAAUGCUGGAACUAGUGUUCGCUGUGGCCUUCUCCGCUGUGCCUCUCACUCUCUACAUUCCGCCCAUACGAAGCUUGAAUCUGUUGGUUCACACCAUCCAGACCUUCCUACAAGAUUCCUCCUCCUUCUCUCUCCCCGCUUUUCUCCGCAUCAGACUCCCUAUCUCCCGCAUCUUCAACUCCAUCAUCAUCCACCUAACCUGGCGUAGCCAUGCUCCACCUAGCUAGCUAGUUCCAGAUAAAGUUUAACCCGUGAGCUGAAAAAAAAAAGAUAUGUAAAAUUAAAUGGCCAAUCAAUGAAAGACAACGUUGAAGAGCUUAUUAAGUAUGGCAUUAAAUUAUCCUGCAAGGACUAUCAAGAAUCAUCAAAUGGACAUUACAUUCACUCAAAGUAGAGGAUUAAUGGACUAUCAACUUUAUCUUGCAUGGUUUAUCAAGAUGAUCAUCACCCUCCAUUGAAUCAUAGAGGUAAUGCAUUAAGCAAAAGACCUCUGACUUUAGUAUCCCCUUGUGCAGUUUGAUAAAUCUUUUCGUUUUCUAAAAGAACAAAAAGCUGUCUUGUUUGGGUGAUAAACAACUAUAAUUACUACCAUGUGUUAAGACCAUCAUCACCAUGCAUGCCUAUAAAUAUCAACCCGUGCUGGCAGUGCCAAGGCUGCAACAAACAAAAGCAAUAAAAACCCAAAAUAUUUUUAGCAUGAUAGAAAAAAAAUAGAAAAACGGGAUUUGAAACAACAAGAAUGUAAACCACCGUCUCUAUGAUAUUUUUGCUCUAACACUCUUUAUCAUUAGGUUAUAUUUACGAGCAUCUGAUUUAAUGAAUUCAUCUCUUAAUUUAGUUGUAAAAUUCGUUAACACCGGGGACAAUCCACAUAAUGGGUAGUAAGUAAGUCACACAACUGAGCGCUUGAUCUUGGAUCCAUUUGGUCGAACCAUCAGCUCUAAUACUAAUAUUGGAGAGUUUUUAACAUCGGGAAACACUUCACAUAAUAAAUAGUGAGUAAGUCAUACAAGUGAGCAUUUGACAUCACAACAUAUCUUAAAACCUUAAUACAUUAAGUAGGUGAAUCAUUCUCACUUAUAUAUUACUUAACAUGCCUCACUCUAACUAGUGUGAGACUUCGUUUCACACUUGAAUUCCAACCGUAAUAAUAAAGAAAAUAUUAGUAAAAAAGGGUUAAAAUGAGCGUAAUUAGCAUUUUUCUCCAAAACAAUCACUGAGCACACAGUGAAUAACGGUCACAUGGGCUUUGCCAUUUCUCCAAACGUGAAAACAUUUAUACCAACCUACACUCCUUGCUCCUACAUAUCCCGCGCCUUACAUGCAGUUCCAAGUAUCACCAAGUAGUGAUACUCCUCCACUACCACCUUGUAUUUCUCAAUUCACUUUCUUAAAUCACCUUAACUUGUUCAAGUUCAACCAUCCCAAUAUAAAUCAUGGAUACUUGCAAGAAGUCAUUGAAGCCAUGGAAGAAAGGUCCAACCAGAGGGAAAGGUGGCCCCCAGAAUGCCUCAUGCCAGUACCGAGGUGUUCGGCAGAGAACAUGGGGCAAAUGGGUCGCUGAGAUAAGAGAGCCAAAGAAGAGAACCAGACUCUGGCUUGGUUCUUUUGCCACAGCUGAAGAAGCUGCCAUGGCUUAUGAUGAGGCUGCAAGGAGACUCUAUGGACCAGACGCAUACCUUAAUCUCCCCCACAUGCAACCCACUUCCACUUCACCAUCAGGAAAGUUCAAAUGGAUUCCUUCCAAGAACUUCAUUUCAAUGUUUCCUUCCUAUGGAUUGCUCAACGUGAAUGCUCAACCUAGUGUUCAUUUAAUCCACCAGAAGCUGCAAGAGCUUAAGCGAAAUUCAGUUGUGAAUCAAUCCCCAUCAAGUUCAUCAAAUGAACCAAAGGCAGAAACUCAGAAUGUAAACAGCAAAAAUGAUGGAGAAGACCCUCUAAAAGAUGCUCAAACAUCAUCAGAGGAGUUGCUUGGAGAUCUUCAGGAGAAAGAGAAACCUCAGAUAGACCUCCAUGAGUUUCUUCAACAGCUGGGAAUACUGAGAGAAGAAAGAGAGUUUGGAAGAACUGAUAGCUCAGUAAGUUCCACAGUGCCUGAAGCUGUGUUGAGAGAUGACAAUGCUCAUCAAUUAGAAGUGUUUUCUGACAAUUGUGUUAACUGGGAGGCAUUGAUUGAGAUGCAUGGAAUUGCAGGUAUUCAUCAGGAAUCAGAAGCCACACAGUUUGAAGCAUAUGACCCAAAUGAUGACCUUACUUUCUCAACAUCCAUUUGGAACUUUUAAGAAACUUGGUUUUUAAAGAAAAGAGAGAAUUUGGUUAGAUAUGGGUACUUAGCAUAUCAGCCUAUGCAAUAGAUCAGAAGGUUUUGGUUCUCCAACUACACUAGUCCUGUUGUUUAUGUCUGCAGAAAUCGAAUCUGUUGGCAGCAAUGUAAGAAUAGGAAAGUUAGUAGCUAGCUAGAAUAGAAGACUAGUAGUGAGAAAGGAGCUUAUUUCAGUUCAGUGGUUGUGAUGACAGAAAAUGGAGAAAAGACUGAGUCUGGAAGUAGUAAUGUAACUUGACUUACUAUUAGCACUUUAGGGAAUUGUUAACUUCUAGCUUUCUUCUGUUAACUCCGCCUUUUGCUUUGUUAAGGCCAGAUAGACCUACUGUUCAAAUGGAACAAUCCAAUAACUAGCCCAUGGUAGGCUAGGCCAACCCCCUUAUCCAAAAUUUGAAGAAAAAAAAUAUGUGCUCCUUACAUUUGUUCCUUUUUUUUUUUUGGUGAUAUCAUGAGCUCGUGUUAUGUUGUUAUGAAUUUCUAAAUUUCUUU
This is a messenger RNA of Cajanus cajan (pigeon pea), 3087 nucleotides long. Lineage: Eukaryota; Viridiplantae; Streptophyta; Magnoliopsida; Fabales; Fabaceae. The record is from RefSeq and is a predicted model, not a curated record.